Drosophila ficusphila is the source of this 2009-nucleotide messenger RNA. Its product is annotated as lactosylceramide 4-alpha-galactosyltransferase. Gene Ontology annotation, biological process: glycosphingolipid biosynthetic process. The record is from RefSeq and is a predicted model, not a curated record. Lineage: Eukaryota; Metazoa; Arthropoda; Insecta; Diptera; Drosophilidae. Gene Ontology annotation, molecular function: alpha-1,4-N-acetylgalactosaminyltransferase activity.
CCCCGCCGGUAACACUGGUCUUUGUUGUGGUAUUGCCGUUAUUGUUUUUAGCAAAAGUAUUGCUUAUCAACAAAGAGGGAUUUAAUGAUGCAGCCGGCCAGAGUGUGCUAGCUGCGAAGGCAUAUUUUCUGUUUUCUUAUUUUAGUCUGAUUUAUCAUGCUUUUGCGUCUGCCCAUUUUGGCGGCCCGCUUUCUUCACAACGGGCGCCUGCGGGUCCUGUUUGGCAUUCUCAUCUUGGUGCUGAUUGGGAGCAUUGUCUACACCUUGACCUGGCAAAAUGACUACUAUCUGUGCUUCGUGGAGGACCAAGCAGGAACGGCGACUAGGGCGCCAGAUGCCAGUGCGGAUGCCAGUCCUUUGGAGGAUGUGCUGCUGGCGGAGCCAAAGCCCACACCCGGCCGGAGCAUUUUUCACGAGACCAGUUGCCACCAAGCGGAGAACAGACAGUUUGAAAAGCUGAAGCUCACCGCCCGCCAGGCCUGUGCAAUCGAGUCCGCGGCGCUGCACAAUCCGAAUUUUCAAGUGUUCGUCCUGUUUGCCGGACCCACCUAUCGAAUCUCCACAGGCGGACGCAACAGGAGCCAUUCCCAGCCACUAGUCGAGGCUAUUCUUAGCUAUGGCAAUGUGCACCUGCGGCGAUUAAAUCUCAGGAGCUAUGCUGCCGGCACACCCAUCGAGGAGUGGUUCAAGGACGGCCGCCUGUUCCGAUCCAGGUAUCUCUUUUCGCACAUAUCGGAUUUUCUGCGCUAUCUCACCCUCUAUCGCUACGGCGGUAUUUACCUAGACAUGGACGUGGUGGUGCUCCGCAACAUGGAGGAAGUGCCGCCUAAUUACACCGGUGCCGAGUCGAACACCCACUUGGCCGCUGGCGUCAUGAGCCUGGCAGCCACAGGUUUUGGCCACGAAAUCGCGGAGUCGUGUCUGCGUGACUUUCAGCACAAUUUCAGCCCCCGUGACUGGGGAAACAACGGACCGGGGGUUAUAACCCGCGUGGCCCAAAAGAUUUGCGGCACCAAGGACAUUGCUCUGAUGCAGGAGGAUCCCAAGCGCUGUCUGGGAUUCAAGGUCUUCGGACGUGGAGCUUUCUACGCGGUGCCCUGGAAGCAGUGGCGUGACUUCUUUGAGCCGGAGAAGACGGAGGAGACGAUGGCCCGCUGCAAGGACUCGUACGUAGUGCACGUUUGGAACAAGCACUCCAGUUCGCUGCCUAUCAAACAGGGGUCAAAAAGCGCCUAUGCCAAGUACGCUGAACAAAACUGCCCGCGUGCCUAUAAGGCUGCGGGUGAUUUCUUCUAAUAUAAGUAUUACUUGCUUGCCUGUUGUACGUGCUUAUUUCCCGCUGCAAGCCAAAGAGCCUGGUAAGGGGCACAGUUUUUAGUUGGCAUCUUAUUUCGUGUGCUUCUGUGGCAGAUCGCAUUCCAAGAAAUGAAAACUCAUGUAAACGCACACGUCCCCGACGAACAUUUAAUUAAUUCUGCUCGUUUUUGUUGCAUAACGUCCCAUUGCACAAACAUGUUUACACUUUAUGGGCAGUCUCAAAGUAUUCUUAAAAAAUCCAAAAGAACAAAGUGAAUAUGGCUACUACUAUACUUUAUAAGUUCAAAAUACUCCCAUUUUUCCGUUUGCACAAACACAUUUACACUUUAUUGGCAAUCUCAAAAAUUACAAUCUUAUAAAAGAAAAGAACAAAAUUAAAAAGGCUACUGCCGAACUAAGUAAGUUCAGAAUGCUCCGCCUAUUCCCAAUGUGCUUGUAUAACCUAGCAAGUUCUCAAAAUUAAACUUAAGCUCGAAUAAGUUGUGGAAUCUGGUCCACCGUGUGCAUAUUUUGUACAAGCCAUAAAAUCAUUUUCACAAGAGUCAGGUAAAUUAGGUACUGCUAACAUAGUUUGUAAAUUUCAAUAAUUUAAGUAACAUCUUUGUGAAAGCUUUUUAGAAGUAUUUAAAUUAGAUGAAGGCUUGUACAUAAAUACAAUGAUUGGGUGCAAAUCUGAAACUAUUGAUAACGAA